GUGCUCGGAGGUGGGUGGAGGAUGGAACCAAGGGACGGUGCUCGGAGGUGGGUGGAGGAUGGAACCAAGGGACGGUGCUCGGAGGUGGGUGGAGGAUGGAACCAAGGGACAGUGCUCGGAGGUGGGUGGAGGAUGGAACCAAGGGACGGUGCUCGGAGGUGGGUGGAGGAUGGAACCAAGGGACAGUGCUCGGAGGUGGGUGGAGGAUGGAACCAAGGGACGGUGCUCGGGGUGGGUGGAGGAUGGAACCAAGGGACAGUGCUCGGAGGUGGGUGGAGGAUGGAACCAAGGGACGGUGCUCGGAGGUGGGUGGAGGAUGGAACCAAGGGACGGUGCUCGGAGGUGGGUGGAGGAUGGAACCAAGGGACAGUGCUUGGAGGUGGGUGGAUGAUGGAACCAAGGGACAGUGCUCGGAGGUGGGUGGAUGAUGGAACCAAGGGA
This is a messenger RNA of Staurois parvus, 441 nucleotides long. NCBI's taxonomy places the organism in Eukaryota, Metazoa, Chordata, Amphibia, Anura, Ranidae. The record is from the annotation of a GenBank genome assembly.